CCAGCUUUCCGCCAUCCCUCUCCGGCGGGGUCUCCAAGAGGUGCCCAGCAUCCUGCUCUAUUGUCCCUGAGGCGGUGAGGCCCCUAACACCAGCUCACUUUUUCCUUUGAGAUCGGGAGCACAUUACUCAUUCUUCCUCUUUCCCCUCCUUGCUGACUCCUAGCCUCUGGGGACAGCCCCGGAGGGAGGCACGGGGUCCCCGACCUACUCCUGUGCCUUGUAGGCUCAGCCUUGGUGGGAUGUCGCCCUCUGGUCGCCUGUGCCUCCUCACCAUCAUUGGCCUGAUUCUCCCCACCAGAGGACAGAUAUCGAAGGAGGCCACAUUUUUUUCUCCAGCAGACAGAAACAGAUCAAACGCUCGUGCUCUGACACCAGCCCCAGGAACAACACGAGAGCAGGAGGUGGAGAUCCAGACCCCGAAAGUGGAGGAGACCCAAUCCCAGCAACCGAUGGGAGUGCACCCGCCCCUAACCACAGAUCCGAGGACAGGCAAGACCGGCCCAGAAGCCACACCCUCGGCUGAACCCAGUAAAGGAACAACGCUCUCCAAGAGGCAGUCUCCAGGCAAAGGCGGCAGGCCAGACCCUAUCCUCGGGCCGACUGGUUCCAGUGAGGACAACCCCUUCUCCUAUGAUGAAUACACUCUCCGGAAGCGGGGGCUGCUGGUCGCAGCUGUGCUAUUCAUCACGGGCAUUGUCAUCCUCACGAGUGGCAAGUGUAGGCGGUUACCCCAAUUAUGCCGGAAUCGUAACAGGUGAGACCAUUGGAAGUAGGGGCCGGCAACUGAAUUGAUGGGCACCCCAAGAUUGAGUCCCCACCGGCUCACCGUGCCCAGCCACCUCCCUUCCCUCGCGAAGCCUACAGAAUAGUCAACAAAGCCCAGCCUGAGAGGGAAGACCCGGAUGGAGCCAGAGCCGGGGCUGAUGGCCCAAGGCCCCUCCCCUCCCCACCCUGCCCACCCAGAGGGCUGCCUGGCUCCCUGGGCACUGCUCCCCAAGUUACCUGUUGUGUUCAGAUGAAAAGUAAAGCACUGUGGUCCUUGCC
This is a messenger RNA of Lontra canadensis (Northern American river otter), 1044 nucleotides long. RefSeq names its product FXYD domain containing ion transport regulator 5 (gene FXYD5). The record is from RefSeq and is a predicted model, not a curated record. The coding region runs from base 240 to 758 and encodes 172 amino acids. The transcript is spliced from 8 exons. Gene Ontology annotation, biological process: regulation of sodium ion transmembrane transporter activity. Gene Ontology annotation, molecular function: sodium channel regulator activity. Gene Ontology annotation, cellular component: membrane. Lineage: Eukaryota; Metazoa; Chordata; Mammalia; Carnivora; Mustelidae.